This is a messenger RNA of Strigops habroptila (Kakapo), 9853 nucleotides long. RefSeq names its product family with sequence similarity 234 member A (gene FAM234A). The record is from RefSeq and is a predicted model, not a curated record. The coding region runs from base 5715 to 7376 and encodes 553 amino acids. Gene Ontology annotation, molecular function: protein binding. Lineage: Eukaryota; Metazoa; Chordata; Aves; Psittaciformes; Psittacidae. The transcript has 12 exons.
UCGGCUCCGGGCCGCCCCUCCGGCACUGCGGGAGGGUCUGUGGAGGAAGGGAGCCGGGUCCGGCGGGGCGGGCGCGGGGUGCAGCAGCCGCUCCGCCGGCGGGACCCGAGCCGCAGCUCAGAGCGGGGGGUGGCCGCCAACGGUGCAGCGAGGCCGGCGGGGAGGCUCUUACGUGAAGCACGGCGGGCGCCCAGCCCUCCCCGCUGCGCUUGUCCCAGCCCGGUGCCCCUCCCUGUGAUCGGGGGGAGCUGUGUGUUUGCUGUCCGCCUUAAGCAGCUCAAGGAGUGGCUUAAAACCAUAUGGACAAGCCUGGGAAAGAAUUUAAUCCCUGUUGCAGAAGCCGGGGGCUCUGCCGAGGGAGCCGGCUGCUCUGUUUGAUCUGAGCUGGUUGGUCCCGGGUGGUUGGCGGGCUGUGUGGGAGGCCUGCGGAGACGUGCUCGCACAGCGCUGUGCGUGUGGGUCUGUGUUUCAGACAAUCAAACACGAGAAACAGCUCCACAGAGCUCCCUCCAGCCUUCAACACCCUUCCUGGUCUGGGUUCAAGUUCAUGUUUCGUUUUAUCUCAGCGGGCCACAAGCCUAAAAAGAAAAAUGCUUUAAUGUGUUAUUUCCACCCUUUUUUCCUUAUUUUGGAAAGCAAAAUCCUCUGUGUGACUGGAGCCAGCCCUCUGCAGUGGAGGCUGGAGGCCAAGAGGCUCUGCAGGCUGGGUGCUGGGUGUGCAGGUGGGAUGGCCUGUGAAUGAAUGAGCUUUCCUCCGUGUGCAUGUGUAAGAGAGGAAAAGAAAAAUUCCAUCUCGGGGGGGAGAAGAGAGGUUUCUCUUGGAGGUAGCUGUCAAGAACAACAGAGGUGGGAGGAAGGCCAUUGUUUCACCCUGCCCUAAAUGUUGUUAGGCUGUGUGGAACCCAGCAGGCAGCACGGAGUUUGUGACCUGUGGAACAAGUGCGCCCCUUAAAUGUACUUUCUUUCUGUCUUAUAAUAAACCCACAUGACAUGACCACAGCCUCUUCUAAAGGGUUCUCCUGCACUGAGGUGUCUCCAAAGUCCCCAGUGUUCAGUCUCUGGCGGUGCAGAGCAGUCACUGUGCUUGUGGCGCAGGCUGGGGAGCCCCGUGGGUGAGGUGGGGAUGUCUCUGACGUGAGAGAUUCAAACAGCUCUCUAACUACUACUCUUGGGGUUGACGCAAGGGAUCUGCAACAGUCAGUGAGGGUGAGUGGCCUGGAUCCAGCAAAGCUUGUAAGUUCUGGGAUGAUAAACGACACGUGUUUCUGCUAGUUGUUAUUACUGGCCUACACUAUAAUCAGUUCCAUGCAGCUUUGUGGCUUCAUCUUAGAGUUGUUCUCUUCCCAUUGCUCUCUUGGGAACUUACUGGAUCAUGUUUUGCUCUUUGCUAAACAGAUCAAGUUUUUUCUACUUGAACCCCUGCCUCUAGUGAAAACUGCCCUGGAAAACAGAACUUUUCUCCUACGAAUGACAAAUGUAUCACAUUCUAAGGUGAUAUUGGGUUAUGCUCUGAGGAUUUUAUAACUCGUGUGUUGUGAAUUCUCUGUGGCACCAGACGGUUAAGUGUCACGUAAGAAGAACUUGAUGUUUUAGAGAGACACAUGUUAACAGAGGGAAAAUAGCAGCAGUGAGGGGAGGGCAAAGGACAGCUGUAGCAGCAGAAUGUGCGUGUUUGAGCUCGGUGACUGCGUUGCCUUUGCUGUGGUAUGGGCUGCAGUGUCCUGCAAAGGCUGUAUGGACACGAGCAGGAGCAGAGGUACCCAGCAUCGGAAGGGGGUGGUCCCCUCGAGGCAGUUCUCCCUGCCGGCCUGUGCUGCGACUUUAUAUUGAGAAAGAGUUAUGAGCUGCAGAUGACCCAGCCUAAUGAUAAGCUUGUGUGCAGGGUGUGAGUGUAUUUGGAAAGGAAAAUCUCUUCAUUUGCGGGAAAUCUUAUGUGUUAUUUUCUCUUGGCUGGUCCCUGAUGUAAAUGGAACUGCAGAAAAGGGAAAAAUGAUCCAAUAAUGUCUCUGUGUUGCAGCAGGUGACUGCCUGGCGAGUUUGCUGCAGUGCUGUGCAUGGGAUCAAAACUGAACAGUCUGCUUGUGGAAGGAGCUGUGAAGGGAAUGUUGCAUCUUAUUCAGAGCAAAACUUGGAAGCUGUUUUGUCAAUAUUAAUUGCAGCUUGGGGCUUCAACAGUUUUUGGCUGACAGGGAGGAGACCUGUAAGGGGCUUAAAACAAACAAACACAAGAGCCAGACCAGCUAAAUCCUGGGUUUGGGUUCCUAAAAUGGCCAGUCAGAAUCUGAAUUAAUCAUUCUGUGAAAGGUAUAAACAUACUGAACAUAAAAUCUAAGUUAUGAUUUAUUGCUAGAAAUUUUUCAGGAAGAACUGGUGCCUGGUGAGAUUACAGAUGCCAGGGUUUGGUAUUUUAUGGGUGGAAAAUGAGUUAAACCUUCCAUCACACUGAUAAGUAAGUGGUUUCUGUCACCAGUCUUCAUACACCUGACUGUAUGUGGCUCUCUGUGCUUGUCAGGCAGCUCCAGCUGACUGGUAAUGAUAGUUUGUCUCUUGGAUGUAGCUGUGGCUUGGCGUGAACUGCUCGCUGCACAAGUUUCACUGGUUUGAUUGAGAUCAGAUCUGUAAAUCUGCUCUGUAGCUUCAAGGAGAAGAGGAAAGUCAGUCCACUGUGAAGGUGAGUAGAGCUGUGUCUGUCCUGAGCACAGCAUUGUUGCUGUGGGACAGGAAAGGGUGUUUGUUCCUCCUUGGCUUUGAUCAGGGACUCCUGCUAGCUCGUCUGGUUGCUGGGGGUAAUAGCCUUUAAAGGUUGGGAGUGAUGGAAGCACUCACACCAGCAAAUGGAGUGGUGUGAGAUGCAGACCCUGGCCGUACUGCAGCGCUCUUGGGCUGUGUGGGUUCAGUUUGGGUCUUACAUGUGGUUUCUAGUUAUUUCCUUUCCUGUGAAGUCUUUCUCCCAUGUUUUCUCACGAUGAGGCCUCCCAUCCCCAUGUAGCUGUGAGACCUGGUGCACGCAGCAUGUGUUCAUAAUGCAGCAGCACAAGAUCCUGUCACUGCUUAUUUCCUUGCAAGGUGCCUCGACGGGUUAAACUUCCCAGUGAAUUAUUUUGUGUCCUCUGUCAGCAGGAGACAAAAUGCUGGCUGCUAGAGGACAGCGAAACCAUCUGAAAUGCACACUAUCAUUUUCUGCUUGUCUUCAAUUAAACUGAUUACCAGACUUCUUUGUUGUUCAGAGCUCAGACCAUUUCACAUGCUGCCAGCAUGUACUUUGCAAGUGCCAGCGAUGGGAUUUCCUGCAUUGUUUGAGUCUUUGCCAUUGACCUUUGUGGUCAUUGUUCUGGCACUGCCUCUGCUCUGGCAGGGGUGCAAAGGGCAUUAUUCAAACCCUGAAAGAAGACAUAAAGAAUUGCUUUAAAGGCAUUGAGGGCUCUUUGUAAUCUGUGGCUCUGAGGGUCAUUGCUGCGAAAGAAGGGGAAUUGCUGGGGCUGUCAGGAUAAUUACCACUUUUUUUAUUGUUCUCAUCCCAGUCUAGAUGACAGUGGUGUCAUUUAUAUUGAGUCAUAAAAAUAGACCUUCCAUACAGCGUUAGGAUGGUGUCCCUUUUGGACUAAGUGGGGAGAAGCCCAGCUUUGGGUCUUCUUGGGGAGUUGCAUAGGAGCUGGAAGCACUCAGCUGUGCUCUGGAGGAUCCCUGGCUCUGUCCUGGGAGGCUGGAGAGGCCGGUGGGUUGUGCUGGAGCCCUGCUGCAGCCUGUGCCAUGGGCAUUGGUCACCACAGCGUUCAAGAAGAUCCACCUCUGCCUGCUUCUGGAGACGGGCACGCCAGAGGUACAGGAGCCAUCUGCCUCAUGGCAGGGGAGGUCACUAACCAUUCCUGCCGCCAUCCCCCAUCGCUGUGGCGGUGGUUGCUCUGCUCUGGUAAAUCAUUUGCUCAGCCUGUGCCUGCAGCCUUGUACCUUGAACCUGCUGCAGGUCUGGUGCUUGGCUCGCCAGCAUGGUGGCCAGGUCAGGGGAAGGCUGAAUGCAUGACUGUUCCUUCCCCUUUCCAUCUGGAGCCUUCCUACCCCUGUCAGGUGCCUGCAGCUGGUCUGGAAACAGCCAGCCUCCUGAAGGUGCCUCUCGUGUGGCUGGUAGACUGAUGUGAAGGGCAGAUGAGGUCUUUAGAGUAAGAUCUUUGGAAUAAGAUACAGCUUCUACAUUAUUGAUUUGGUUGCAUUUGCAUGGUACUGUGCUGCUUGAAUUAAAUUGUCUGGAGCAAGAUCUUGUACUCGAUGUGCUGUUGUAGAACAAAUGUCAGGGUGCUCAGCUUGGAGUAAGUGCUCUGUGACUCCAGCCUUUUAAGUCCAGCAGGCACUUGAGGUUAGCCGUGGGACUGACAGCAGCAUGCCAGGCUGUCCUGCUCGCCUCAAGCACUCAACUUCUGCCUUGCUGCAGGUCUGUCCCCACUGGGAUUUGUACCCAGAAGAGAAGAAGCCUCUGCAGCUUUUCCCUGUGCUGGGACAGGGACAACCCCGGGAGGUGAGACCCCCCCCAGUGGAGCCGCAGCUGCCUGGAGGAACCUGGCCUCCCAAGGGUGCCUCUCAUCUUGUGUUUCUUUGAACCCGUAAAUGAGGUUGGGCAUGAAACAUGAGAUGUAACAAGCCCCGUUGUUGUUGGAGUUGAAAGCUCAGGCUCUCUGCGCUGUGUCGGUGCUGAGUUUAAGCUAUUUUUCUGCUGGGGAAGUAAAUUGCUCCAGUGGACAAUCCAGGCACAUGACUGCUGGGGCAGUCAUGGAAAAUUGGCUCAGUUGUCGUGUUUAUUUGCUCUGAUAUAACUUUUUAUGACACUGCCAUGCAGCUUUUUCCAGGCUACUGGAAUGUGUUAUUCUGUAUUUCUUCACUUCCGCUAUUUUUUUAAAGAAGCACUAUCAGGGAAACUGUAUAUAACAUCCAUUUGCAUUGUUCUUGUGGGUGAUGAGUUACAGACUUCUGUAAACGACUAGGGCUUCCCCCCCCCCACACACCCUGGGAAUCUUGUAGCUCAAGAUUAUGAUUUAUAGCAGGGAAAAUUAAAAUAGCAGUUUUUAGCUCUUCUUCCAUUCUGAUGAAAUCAAAUUUACCUGAUUUUAGUCUCAACUUGCACCUCCUUUUUCGUCCAGGGAGGGAGGAAAAUCGCUCUCUUGCCUUCUGCAGGGCUGGGUUGCUAAACUUAUCAAGUGGUUUCUCUUCUGAGAAGGUGUUGAAUAGCUUUGGUUUGUUCCUAUACAGAAUAUGCUGGUGUUUGUUUCCCUCCCUGUCUCCUGGGGAAGCUCAAGUGCUCAUUACAGUAGGGGACAGCCUUAUGUUGGGGUAUAAAGGUCAUGAGUGUUUGCUUUCACCUCUCCAGCUGGGAGUCAGACAGACAUACACAGGAGUUAGCAAGAAGUCUUUGCAGCAAAAGAAGCUUUUGGUGUGUUUUUCUUGAGGAAGACCUACAGACCAGUCAGUCCUUUCUGCUUAGAGGCUGUAACCUUCUUUGUCCGGGUCUAGCAGAGCUGAUUUCCUCCUCUGAAGAAGAAAUUGUGCCCUUCCUGCAUUCCACAGUCUCUCUCCAUUGCUCUGUUUGGGAGACCUCCAGUACCAACGGCAUUUUAUAUCCAGCUCUGCAACAAUACACUGAUUUGCUCACCUCCCGUUGAAUAUUUCCAGUGUGAAUAUCAGGUAAAGGGAGUGAAGCGUGUCUGAAUACCUAUGAAUGAGCUGUGAUGGAUAACAAAGACUCGGAAGCUGAGAUCCACCCUCUGAAGACCGAGGAUGUAAAAGUUCAAGAGAAUCAUGAAAACUCUAUGGAGAGAAGAAUAGUGAACAAGCAGUCAUCGCAGCUGUCCAGGCUGUCCCGGUGGCGCACUGCCGCCUUCUUCAUCUCAUUAUUUCUGUGUCUCAUAAUUGUUUUUGCUUUCUCCUUUAUCAUUCCGUGCCCAGAGAGACCAGUUUCAGAAAGAACAUGGUUCCGAAACUACAACCAUGCAGUGGCCUACCAGUUUCUUGCCAUACAAGAUGUGAAUAAAGACAAAGUGCAAGAUGUCAUCUUUGUGUUCAAAGCUAGCAAUGGCAGCAGCAGCUUCAACAGAUCCUGUCUGGAUGAAGGUCUGCCUUCUCCAUGUGCCUUCAUUGCUGCUGUGUCUGGCACCAACGGGAGAGUGCUCUGGGAGAGGCCUGCUGCCGAGGAAGUGGAGUGGAUGGAGUGUGGCAUCAAGGAGCUCGGAGGGGCUGAGGCCCCGGGUUGCCUGGUGGUGGGGAAGCCGGUAUCUCUCACAGCAGUUGACCUGUACACAGGAGAAAUUCAGUGGAGACAUUCCAGUGAUUUUGGAGCUAAUUAUACUGUGCUGACUCCCGUGUCAGUGAUUCCAGAUGUGGAUAGUGAUGGAGUUCAGGACCUGAUAAUCUUUAUUGCUACAGGAGAUAAGAUUAAGACCUUCAUCCAUUCAGGAAAAAGUGGCAAACAGAUCGGCUCCACUGGAAGCCUGGCAGUGGAUGGGAAACCUCGUUAUAUCAGGCUGAACCUGGACUCCUCCUCCUCCUACUUUCUUUUCUAUACAGAAAACUCUCUCUAUGCGUAUUCCCUGAAAGAUCUCUCCAGUGCAGCAACUGGAAUGGAAAUUAAGCUUCCCAGCCUUCAGCAAGAUCCUCAGUGGGAGAAGAACAUUGACCACACUACGCACCGCUUGUCCCUUCUCAGCUUUGGGGACAUCCGUUACCUGGCAAAAAUUCCUGGGCGGUCACGGGAGAACAUCCUGGUUGUAAACUCGGACAUGGCUACGCUGAUCAAUGCACACAAUCUGCAGACUUUGUGGACCCUCAACGUGUCCCGUGUUGUGAGUGAGCCGCUGCUUGGUUACUACAAACCUGAUGUUCUUGGUAUUGUCCUUGAGAGUGAAAUCGGACCCAACAGGAAGAAGGUUAUGGUUGUUGAGAGUGGAUCUGGAACAGUCCAGUGGAGCCUGAAGCUAAACUCGAGAGCAGAGAGCCCUGGGCCAGCCACACUUUCUACUGCUGAUCACCGGUCCACCUUCCUCAUCUGGGGUGAAUACCAGGUGCCAGGAAAUGAAACGAGAUCCAGAGCUCCUCUCCAGAAGCUCUAUCUUUUCCAUCCCUCCUACACUAAUGUCUUGUUGGAGCUACGCAAUAGCACAGACCAAAUAAUAGCAUUUGAUGCCCUGCUGUUCGAGCGGAGCCGUCAUGCCUGCUACGUGCUGCUGCAGGGCCCUCAGCCCAGCGAGGAGCCAGGGACGGUGUCCCUGAUGAAGCGUAAACUGAAGGAGGAUGUGUCUGGGAGCAGGGUGAUCUGGCUGAGCCAGGUGGCUGUGGACAGCGAGCAGUACAUCCGGGACCGCCUCUACAGGAUGCGAUUCCACAGCCGAGUGUGAGCUGGCCGAGGGAUGGGGAGAGGCUGCCCAGGGCUGGGCGUCUCUGAGCUGCCUCUCCUCUGCAGCCGUGCUCUUGGCAAACCCAGAUCACGGAUGCAAAUGGGAAGCUGCCUUUCUUGAUCCGCAAACCAAAGCGUGGCUGGUGGGAAAGCACCCCCAGUGUCUGGGGAUGCCCAGGCCAUGGGGGCAGCUGCCAGUGCAUCUGUCCUCAGAGCUGAUGGGACUUCAGUGCUUGGCCGCCACUGAAGUGUUGUCAGCUCAGGGAAGAGGGCUUUCCCUUCGAUCCUUCUGUGCCCGCAGAACUGUGCUGACUCAGCCUGUGUCUGGAGGAAAGCAUGUGCUUGCUGGGGAUGUCGGAGUUGGUUAUUUCUUGGGUGCUUGCGUGAGAAGUGGAGCUUCGGUGUGUGGUGUUAGGUGUCCUUUCUGAGUCAGCUCUCCUGGGGUGGGAGAGGGGCUUGGCUGCAGGUUGAUUUGCAAUCACCCUCUCCUGGAGUUGGGCCCCUGCUUUGGUAGUCAUGGGGUGUGUGUAGUGAUAGACCCCAGCCAUGGCUGAUGAUGUGGCUAGGUGUCACCUAGGCCAGCAAAGAGCGGGUUAAACUGUUAUUCUACUUAGAAAAUGGCCUGUUCUCCUAAGAACAGCCCCAUGUGCCCUACGCUGCAGUCACAAACCUACCUGUGUCUGUCUCCUCUGCUACUUCCUUUCCAGCCGGGCUGUGCAGUGUUGGUGACACAGAAAGGGAGCUGGUCUCCCACCUGAUUUAUGCAUUGAUGUUCUUCCCUGCCCCAAAUCUGAUUAUAAGUGAUGCAGAAACCACCCUUAGCCCAGGCUAGCUGGUCCCUGCUGGUUCAGACACUACCUCUCUUGCUGGUUUUGAGGUGCCAGAGGAGGUGGGACAUUUUUUCAGAGUAGAAUUGCAUGUUAACCUUUCCUGGGAGCUGGGCUUGCCAACUCUGGGGAGCCCUGUACCCCAGUGGCAAUGCCAGCUGCCCUGCAAGUACUCAUUCAGCCUUGCUGCCGCUGAGGAGCCUUCUCCAAGCACUGUCCCCUCUGUCAGGAGGUGGGCAAGCUGUAAAGCUGCAUGGGGAAACAACUCAAGGUCUCUUUGCAGCACAGCUCCAGAGAGAGCUCUGUGCUGCCUCCCUGCCCUUGGAAUUGAGGUGAUGCUGGGUGAGGAUCUUCGGGUGCUGUUCUCUCUGUCCAGCCUGGUAGCCUGAGGGAAUGGGACAGGUUGCUGAGUAAAGGUGACAUCUCCACUGGAGACUUCUGUGGCUCGGUGUCUUUUGCUUUUCCUGGUGGGGUCCAGUGUGGACUGUGGAAACAGCAGCCUGGAAGGAAAGGUUUGAGUUGGCUGCGCAGUCCUGAAAGCUGCAGUCACCACAUCAGUUGCUCUGAGACACGCGCCCUUCAGCUCUCCCAGUCCUGCAGCAAAAUGAGCUGCAGCAUCAGUGGUCUGCCUGGAUGCUCACCUCCUGCUUCCAGCUGGCCUAAAGGGUGCCCUGGCUCCCUCUGCCCCAUGAUCCAUAUCUCAGUCAGUCAAGGGAGCCAUGUGGGAUGAGUGCUGCUGGCCUGUGCAGUCCAGGCUGUGCAGGAAGCUGGGGAUGCUCCCUGGAGAGUACUCACUACCUUCAGACCACCCUGGACUCAAAAUGGUAGGUUUUCACUACUGUUACUCUCUAUCCAGGCUGUUCCCUGAGGGAAACUGGGGGUGCAGGGACGCUCCCCUGCUGUGUGCCCCAGCUUAGGUUGCCUCUUUGCUCAGCAGAGUAAAGACCUGAAGUGCAGCAGCCCCACAGGUCUCUGUGCCAGCAUUGCAGGGUCAUGGGCUGUGCCAGUGCUGCAGAACCCGGGUUGUGAGGGCUGGAUUCAGCCUGUCCUUCAGGGGCAGCACCGGAAGCAUGGCUGUGGGAGUCCCAGGCUUGUGUGCAGUCUGAUUUGAGUGUUGGAUGCGGAUUGUAUCCCACUAAAAUUCCCCUGGCAGGGAGCAAGGUGCUCAGGCUCUAUGCUCACCGCAGUCACAUUGCUGUGGCACUCUCCCUCCUCCCAUCCCUACCCAGACCUGACCUUUCCCAUAGGCACACUGAAUGUUGCUUCAGGAAAGAUGGAUUUUCGGCUUUGGGGGGGCUUUUCUGGCUUUAAGUUGUCCAUUAAUGUUUCCAGAUACUUUGGAAAUGCAGAUUUCCCUGUGGCAGCUCAAAUGCAUCAGUGCCAAACCAGCACCUUGUUAACAAAACAAGUCCUUUUUCCAGCUUUUUUCUCAGUGUAAUUGGUUUGUUUUGCAGUAUUUAAUGAAUGACUUUGUGCCUUGAUUCAAUAACUCAGAUGGGUGAUGAUGGCAUAUAUCACUGUGUUACGUAUUAGUGUGGUUUUUAACACUAAGACUGUUUGGUUUGGUUCUUUAACUUAUUGCGAAUUGUGCCCUAUAGGACUUCGUCUAACUGAAUGGUUUCAAUAAAUCCUCUUUUGCAUUGUUUGUAAA